AUGACCUCCCACGUGGUUCUUCAGUCCUCUGAGUACUCUCAGUGCCGCAAGACAAAAGUGCUGAUGAUAAAUGCAGUGAUCCUCUUUGAAAAUGAGGUUAGAACAGCUGAUGUUAUGGAAAACAUCCAGUACUAUCCAGACUUUGUAGAGUUUGAAUUCAAAGAGGGCAAAUACUUUGUAGGCCAGUGGGGAGGUGGGGGGAUGCUGGGGGGGAUGCUGGGGAGGCUGCUGGGGUGCAGCCCUGGGCUGUGGCAGCGGGUGGCUCGGCCGGUCCUGCACCCCACCAGAGCCAUCGGUGACAAAGCGAAGGGCGCUGAGGACGCGGCUUUGCAGACGGCUAAUCCAGGUUACAAAGCUUUCAAAAAGGACAGAAGGACUACAAAUUUUGAUAAAAAGGUGUUAGUAUGGGCAGGACGCUUUAAAAAGGAGGAGGAUAUUCCCAAGUACAUAUCGUCUGAGGUCCUCGACGCAGCAAGGAACAAUGUCAGGAUAAAGGUUUGCUACGUGAUGAUUGCACUGACCUUGCUGGGCUGUUUGGCCAUGGUAAUCACAGGCAAAAAGUGAGCUGCUAAAAGGGAUCACACACUGCUGAAGAUGAACACAGAAAACAAGGCCAAAUGGAGGGCUGAAGUGGAGAAAGAUGAAGAGGCAGCUGUUGAGAAGCCACAAUGA
Molecule: messenger RNA, 672 nt
Organism: Antrostomus carolinensis (chuck-will's-widow)
Lineage: Eukaryota; Metazoa; Chordata; Aves; Caprimulgiformes; Caprimulgidae
Product: protein FAM162B
Exons: 6
Biological process (GO): positive regulation of release of cytochrome c from mitochondria; cellular response to hypoxia; neuron apoptotic process
Cellular component (GO): mitochondrion
Source: RefSeq, a predicted model, not a curated record